GUGGAUUAAAUGCACAAACAAAAACACAAGUGGAUUACAUAGAUGCACAAACAAAUCACACUGAAUGUUGGUUAUAUCCAUACGCAACUGAAGGCUGCUGAAAACUAGUAUUCGAAGUGACACGAAAGCGGAACAAAAAUAUCAGGUGACUUAUGUUGCUGUCUUCAAUUGCUCAGAAGAACAGAUCAACAGAUAAGAUACGGCUAAUCAAUAGAACAAAAGCGCGUGAUAAUCAGUUACGCUAUGAAGUAGUACUUGGCAGUGAUAUAUCAACAACCAGACGCAAACCCUUCACAGUUCGACGCAAGCCAGUGUUAAAUAGCUGGUAAAUUAAAGGUACAAUAUUUCUAAAAUUAUGUAAUUGUUUCGGAACAUCUUAAACUGAACAGUUAACAAAAUAUGUAAUGAUGAAGACUAUGUUGGACCUAAAAGUUAUAAUUUCUUUACUAAUGUUGUCGGACAUUGUUUUGUCAUUUCAAACAUUCAAAUAUGGAGACCUUCUUGGUACGAAUUUCUUUUCAAAUAAAAUUCCCCGAGAGGAUCGAAGAAAUCGACGUAAGAAUAAACUGAACAAUGCGAUAAAUGAAGAGAUUCCCGGGUUUAUGAGGUAUGCUCCAAAACAGCAAGAUUUGAAAUUAAAGCGUUUAAUAAAGAAACUUGGUGAUGAUUUCAAUGAUAAAUGGAUGUCGAUUGAACGUCCAAUCGAUGCUGAUCAAAGUGAAGUUUUUAUUUCAGAUUCAGAAAUUAUUGAUGAAAAACUAAUGAAAGACGUUGAAACACUCAAUAUGACUUUAACGGACAGUGACAAUGCUGUUGCCAAUAUUUCUGAUCACACAUUAGAUUUAUUUAAACGAUGGCUUCUACUUCACGGAACGUGCAAUAUUCAUUUUGUAUAUACCGACAUUGGAAGCAUGUUUUGGCCUCGUUGGAUACGUAAAGGCAUCUGUACAACAGAAGUGUCAUGCUCUUGGCCACCUGGUAUGUCUUGCCUUCCUACAGAGGGCGAGGUCAUACGCAUUCUCCGUUGGAAUUGUCGGAGGGCAAAGAGAAAAAACAGAAAGGGACGACGAAACAAACAAAAAUACAGUAACGCUGUGAAAGAUUUAAGAAAAAGAAGGCGUGACCGAUAUGGUGGAAUGAGAUGUAAAUGGCUUAAAAUUCCAUAUGCUGUCAACAGUAAAUGUUUCUGUUCUUGUUGAAAGGCACCACAAUUUAUCAUCUACCAAUUAAAUGUUCCUAAUGUCUUCUUAUACUCAACAAACUAGUAUACAAUUAACCAUUUCAUCAAAGAACUAUGUGUACA
Mytilus trossulus (common blue mussel) is the source of this 1303-nucleotide messenger RNA. Its product is annotated as noggin-2-like. The record is from RefSeq and is a predicted model, not a curated record. The transcript is spliced from 3 exons. NCBI's taxonomy places the organism in Eukaryota, Metazoa, Mollusca, Bivalvia, Mytilida, Mytilidae. Gene Ontology annotation, biological process: negative regulation of cell differentiation; dorsal/ventral pattern formation; negative regulation of BMP signaling pathway. The coding region runs from base 405 to 1199 and encodes 264 amino acids.